Messenger RNA from Saprolegnia diclina VS20, 1620 nucleotides. RefSeq lists its product as hypothetical. The transcript is spliced from 4 exons. NCBI's taxonomy places the organism in Eukaryota, Oomycota, Saprolegniomycetes, Saprolegniales, Saprolegniaceae. The coding region runs from base 359 to 1534 and encodes 391 amino acids. The record is from RefSeq and is a predicted model, not a curated record.
CAAGAUCUCUUGACAUCGUAGCAUCGUCGUCACGUGCUUCCGACCACCCACGCGAUGUGUCUCUUCCUCUUGACGACCUCGGAGACCGGAACCGCCUCGUUCCGGCCUGCUGCCGCCACUCGCUCCGAGUCGAGCGUGCACGACCAAAGCAAAGUACAUGUGGGUAGAGCCACACCAUCGACGCAUGGCAGUGACAACAAGUGUUGCGUAAAGAAAGGUGCAUGACUCGUCCAGAAAUCGUCCAGCGCCCGACUGCUGAUCCUCCUCUCGCUUCGAAAGAAGCGCAGCACAGUCGGAAACAAACAUAUACUAGUACUGGUCAGAGACCACAUGGCCAGUGUUGUAUAACGUGGUCGUGAUGGUCACCACAACUCGUUUUGCCUCCUGCCGCAACAACAGCAUGACCGACCGAUGCUGCUUUCCAAAUGAGAAGGUCGACGACAUUUCGAUUGCAACGAUCUCGGCAUUUCUCGCACCGACCGCCGACUUUGGCGACAACUCAUGCUCGUCCUCGUCCUUUGCGUCUUCCGCGCCACCGACCUCCCCGACCACCACCAUCACCAAGCAACGCUACAUGCGACCCAAGCAAGAAAUCGACGCGCUUCGUAUCACCUACGCCAAGCUCCGGCGUCAAUUGCACCUCCUCGAGACACGGCUCGCCAACGUCCCAGCAGCGGCGCUGCCGUGGCAAACCCGCGCCAUUGAGCAAGCCAAAGGCGUGCAACAAGCGAUGCACGAGAACCUUCGGCUUAAAAACAUGGUGACGGAGCGCGCGCAGGUCAUUGAGACGCUCCAAAGUGUCCUCACCAAGCACCCGAGUAUUCUUGUCGACGACGGCUCGUGGAUGCUGGGCACAUUGGGGGCACAUGACCGCACGCAGCACUUGGAGCAGCUUUUGCGGGCCCAGUACGACAAGCGCAGCCGCGAGUGGGUUCGGCACGGCUUGUACGACGUUCGUCACGCCUGCCUCGAGCAACACCGGGCGUUUGUUGACUGCGACUCGGACGAGACGCUCUCGCUGGUGUGUCUCCUCUCUCGAAAGGUGCCGCUCUCCGUGCACGACAUGAGCCACGUCCUCUGGAGCCUCAAGUCGCGGCCAGCCGACAACCGAUGUGCCGUACUGCAAACGUUUCACGACAACCUCAUCUAUGUUCGGGAGAUGAUUCCGCUGCCGCCGCCGGCCUCGUCACAGAUCGAGGUGCGGACAGCGCUGCGUCGGUACGUCGAGAGCGACGACAGCGUUGUGUUUGCAUGGCGGGCCAUUGCCGACGACCGACUGCAUCCCAUUGACGCACACCACGUCAUCGGCCAACGGGAAGGCUGGACGACGAUCCACGCCGUGGACGGUGGCGCGUUUGUGCAAGUGUGCGUGCAGCUGUCGCUGCCCGCGCGACUGGUAUCGGCCGAGACGUUGCCGACGGAAACACUCAACGAGCUCGUGCUCCAAACCAUCGAAGCCAACUGCGCGCGCUUCUGCAGCCAGCUCGAUGGGGCCAUGCAGCGUUGUCUGCGGCAGAAAGCCGCUUGUGCAUGAAGUCCAAUCCAAAUUUUAGUUUAUAUGGUCAACUUUGUGUCGUUGAUACCAGUUGUACUAACUAAAAAACGAAAAUUGGCGACAGA